Xiphophorus hellerii (green swordtail) is the source of this 5859-nucleotide messenger RNA. RefSeq names its product ephrin-A3b (gene efna3b). Bases 1085 to 1750 code for a protein of 221 amino acids. Gene Ontology annotation, molecular function: ephrin receptor binding. The record is from RefSeq and is a predicted model, not a curated record. Gene Ontology annotation, cellular component: plasma membrane. Lineage: Eukaryota; Metazoa; Chordata; Actinopteri; Cyprinodontiformes; Poeciliidae. Gene Ontology annotation, biological process: axon guidance; ephrin receptor signaling pathway. The transcript is spliced from 6 exons.
GUCACAUUUUCCCAGAGGGAUUUCCCCCCUUUAUGAGGAGGACUGAAGAUGAAUAAAACUAACCUACUGUGUUUGGAGGGGAAUCGGGAUUAUUUUAUAUAUGGAUAUAUGCUUUUUUUUCACCCCCGUCUUUGCAUUAAUAAGACAACUGUGCGUGCAGGUGUGCUUCACUGUGGUGAAAAGGCUGCACGUUGAUGGAAUAAACUGGUUGCAGAUGAUCGCUGGGUCGCAUCAAGAGCGGGAUGUACUUUUGCAGCAUCGCUGUGAAGCGCAGGUACUGAAGGAAAAACCUUGAAGUCGCGCCGAUGUCCGGUGAUGUGCUGCAACUCGGCCACAAAUCUUGGAGGAAUGCGCCUUUUUUUUUUCUGUCUGUCGCUCGCAGGGGGGUGGAGUUAGGAAGUGAACGAGUGGUGCCUACCAAACAGAGAGGAGGAGGAGAAGGAGGAGAGCGACGUGCGGGCAGCCUUCUCACCGUGCACGAUGGUUGUGGAAGGGAAGAAAGCUUGAUUUUGUUUUUAGUUGCUUUGCUGCAGCUUUGAGAUCGUCUGCGCAUUUAUUGGGAAAGAAUGAAAAUAAGCUGCAACAGUUUAAAAAGAAAACACUUAAAAAGAGGAGGACUUUUUCUUUCUUUCUUUUUUUUUUUUUUUACUGUUGAUCCUUUAUUUAUAUUUUUAAAUUUUAUUUAAAAUAACCUGCACACAAAUCGUUCUCGGACUGCUUUAAAGACCCGGAGGAACACCGACCUCCCGCUUGGACCCAACGCCGACCUGCGACACUUCUCUGGCGGCCUCAGCAGCAGCAGUUCCCCGGUGAGAGGAGGAGGAGAGGGGGGCGCCUCGGUUAUAAACACGGACCAUAAACCCCGUUCUUUGAAGCUCUGGGAUCCGCUGGUGGAAGAGGAGGAGGAGGAGGUUCGCACAGUCUGGUGUUACAACAGACUUUUACAACACUUCUUACCCAAACAGCAUCUCUGAAAGCAUUGCUGGGAUGUUUGAGCCGCGCUGUUUGGUGGGGUGACCGAGAGAGAGAGAGAGAGAGAGAGAGAGAGAGAGUGGCCGCAGAGACCGAGAGAGGAGCCGGGAGCAUGGCUCUGGCAGCGCUGUCUCUUUGGGUGCUUACGAGUCUCACCUGGGGCAGCAUGCUCCAGGUGUCAGCCAACAGACACUCCGUUUACUGGAACAGCUCCAACAUACAUCUCCGCAGGGAGGGUUACACGAUGCAGGUGAACGUCAACGACUACCUGGACAUCUACUGCCCUCAUUACAAUGACAGCCAGCGCAUGGUGGGCACCGGAGAGCAGUACAUCCUCUACAUGGUCAGCUACCGUGGUUACAGGAACUGCGACCCUCAGCUUGGCUUCAAGAGGUGGGAGUGCAACCGGCCCCACGCCCCCCACGCACCCAUCAAGUUCUCGGAGAAGUUCCAGCGCUACAGCGCCUUCUCGCUGGGCUACGAGUUCCACGUCGGCCAGGAAUACUACUACAUCUCCACGCCCACUCACCACCACGGACGCAGCUGUCUUAGACUACGCGUGUACGUCUGCUGCUCCACAGCCUCUGAUGUGGAUGAUGAGCCAGAGCCCACAGAACCAGACUACACGCUGAGACCAGGCCUAAAAAUCGAUGAUAUUGAUGAAUACAACCCAUUUGUUCCCAAACUGGAGAAGAGUGUCAGCGGAAGCAGUCCAUCCAGGGAUCGACUUCUCCUAACAGUGACGAUGCUCUUCCUUGCUGCCCUCUUCAUCUCCUAGCAGCAGGUGCGCCGUCAGCGUCACCAUGCCUUUCGGGGAAGAUGUUCACUGUCAGCGUGUGGGAGAGCUGGGUCAGAGGGAAAAGCGAGGGCAUGAAGAAGCAGGAGGGGAAGAGCAGCAGGGUUUUUUUAAGCUAUACGUCUUUCAAUCGUCAACAUGCAAAUGAGUAAGUUUGGACAGCUGUUUUUUUUAAGGGAGCACCGAAAGACCUCGAGGGACUCGGUGACACAGACCAAACUGUUAAGUUGUGCUAAACACAGCCUGUUCUCGCAGGUGCAGGUGCCAUUGACUGUGUUUUGUUUCUGUGUGCAUCUGCUUGCCUGCGCGUCUGAGCAGGCCGCAGGGUGAGCUUGUUGAAUCACGCUCAACCCUCUAAGCAUUUAUACAACCAGAGAGGAGGAGCUAAAACCUCCACUUAAAAGAAAGAACUCCAGCCACCCAAUUAUAAAUGGUUUGAAGAUUUUUUUUUUGGACCUGAUUGGCUAUAACACUUUCUUAGGGCUAGUUGCCAUAGUUUCUUGCACCAAGAUGAAAGGAGCAGAUUUCAGCAGAACUGAACUGAUAAUGCCUUUUCUUUUCUUGUUCCUAAUGCUGGGAGCUUGUCCUAAUCUGCAAAGGAAAAUAUAUAGAACCCAACAAAUGAUCUGCGCUGGGUCUGGUUAGGAAACUAGACAGAGUAGCUAAUAGUUUAUACACACACCCAGAAAAGAACACCACUGGGCUCAGAUGCAAGUGUUUCAUCAGCCAUCUAAACUGUGUCAUUGUACAUUUAUGUCUGAUCACUCUAUAGAAGGGAAAAGGAGAAAAUACAGAGCAUUUAAAAGAUGAAUCUUUUACUAUAUUGUAAUUUUUUGUGGGGGAAAAAAAAAGAAUUUAAAUGUGCCAUUUACAGAAACUGCAAGGGUUUGUUAAUGUUUUAAUUUUCCGAGUUAGAUAUUAUUUCCGUUUUGUUUGUUAAAAUACUCAGUUAUUCUUCUGACAUCUCUGGGGUUAACAAAGCACAUGAUGGCGACGGAGCAGCCACUCAGCAAUACCGCGCUUCCUCACAACAGACUGUUCAGACGAGAAGAGGAGGAGCGUGCAGGAAGGAGAUUCCUUCACACAGCCACAAGCAUCAACAAACAAGUUCCCCUCUGGUCCAAGAUUCCACCAUGUUCUCUGUAAACCUUUGAUGUUCUGGUUCUGUUUGAGUGAGAAAAUAUGCUUGGCAGUUAAAAGAAGGGUUUUAAAUGGUACUAACAAAUGAUAAUUUAUGCACACAUGGUUGUGUUAAAAGUAUGGCAAGUAACAAAAAACAAAACACGUUGUAGAGGCAAACUAAGUGCUACGGUGGGGAGAUACAGUAAUUCAUUUAUAUCAUUCAGUUGCAUCAGAAUAGCAUUUCAAUAGUUACUAGCACCUUAUUCACCGUGGUCCCCCACCCCUGAUUAUCUCCCGUAGAGAGUGGUUCACUGUAGACUCUGGUAACACAGACAGAGGUGAUGAUUAUACUGUUGAUUAAAAGAAUGAUGAUGAUGGACUGCGAGCUGAUGGCUGGCCCAUAAGGUCAUUCAUCAGCUCACCCACCGGCACAUGAGGCAUUCAGGUACUCGUGUAAAUGUCACAACAGACAUAGAAUGAAAUUUACAAAGUCUUGAAAUAUACAGAAGUGAAAUGUGCUGUAAGAAUCAUUAUAAACUUGAAGUUCUGUUUUUUUUUUUUCCCCGUUUGUUUUUUUGUGAUUUGUGUUUUCUUUUCCAUUCUUCUGUAGCUGAUUAAUGAGGUACAGUUGUAACCAGAUAUUAACACUAUGUAAAAAGACGUGUCCAUUUUUUUCCUCCCUGUCUCAUUGAAUCAGACAAAAAAUUUCCUAUUUUGGGUCACUUACGAUGAGCAAAGCUCCUUUUAUCUACUAAGAACACAUACAUUUCCUCAAUAUUUGGAAGAAUUAUCUUGACUUGGGUCAAAUAUUUUAUCCAUUCUUCUACUUAAAUUUCUCAGAAUAAUUUUCUGGGGAACAGAUCCUGACAGAAUUGGUUAGAAGUUAGAACUGAGUUUGGCUGCUACUCAAAUGUAAUUGUUUUAACAGGUGACACCUUUAGUUAUCUGGGAAUUUUACCCUACGUUUAACAAAACUUGUGGAAAUCCACCGCCAUCUUCCUGUUAUCUUGACUCUUCAGAUUUUUUUCAUGAUAUUACACAAGGAAGUUUGUAAUUUAAGGUGUCCCUAAAUUUCAUCAACAAUUAACUUUGGCUGUUCUAAAUGACCUAAAAGAAAUUAACUUAGACUGAGAGGAAAAAUGGUGGUCUUUUUUUACAGUGUAUGUAAAUAUCUAUCUUCAAAUGUUUAUUUUGGUUAUGUUGAGCGGAUGAUCUAGGGUAAAAAUUUGCAAACUAAAAGGGAGAGAGCCAUAUGUAAAUGUGGGCUGUGGAAUAUCUCUUUAACUUAUUUAAUUUUUUUUCAUCUUUGUUUUUUUUAUUGAUCUAACAACAAGCCACGCCUGUGUUGUUUUGAUAAGGGGUCAUAUUCUGUCUAUUGCUCACAAGUCAACCAUAAUCAAUGAAAGUAAGGUAUUAUAUGCAACAUACAUGUGAAUGCAAGAUUUGACUCUUUAUCUCUAUGAUUACUUUAAACACUUAAACACCUGGGAAAAUGCACUCACACAUAAGUACAAGGGGUAUAAAAUAGUUUGUAGAAAAUGGGAGUAGAAAACGACGACAUAUGGGUCCAAAACAGGCAAGAAUCUGAAAAGGAGCUCAUUGGAAAUUAGUGAUGAGGUUAGCCAUCAUAAGAAACUUUGUGAAAUAUUUGUUUAUAGUUGUUCUUUAUAAAUUAAGGAAAGAGAACCAAGACAAACUGCUUAGUCAUAAUAUAAAAAAAAUAAAAAAACUUUUUCCCUCGUAUUACCUUCAAUGAAGAAAAUUAUUUUAGAAAAGGUAUGAGUUAAGCAUAGCCUACAACCCAAAGCUUUUUAAUGAUUUUAUGUCUGGUCAAAUGAGUUAUUAUAUACUUCCAAAUUUCUUUUAAAGAUGUGUAAAGACCCCAAAAUAGACAUUUAAUUGCAGUAGCAUAAUCUCAGCCUGAAAAAAUAUGAAAAAUCCAACCUUAAACUUUUUUCUUUGCUUUACAAAGUUAGAAAUAGACGCUUUUUUGAAACUUGAGCUGUUUCUACAAAAUAAAUCUGGUUUAAGCAUUUGAAUUUAUAUUUCUUUUAAAACUUGACAAGGUCUCAAAAUUUUUAAUGAGUAGUCUGUUACUUUCUGUGUCCCUUGUUCAUAAAUACAGAGGUCCAUUUCUCUUAUCCACUCUUUGUAACGACAAGAAAACAUGUUGUAAGUAUGGAAGAUGUGUGUUGAUUCUCGUAAAUCAGGAAAUGGCAAACAGAAACUACUCAGCCAAAAUUGACUAUAUCAACAGUCACUGCAAUGACUAAAAAAAACAGAAAAUUGGAACUCUUACUGUUUACUCUUCUUGCUUGCAGUUAAAGAGUCUAUUAUUGUCAUGAAAGUUUUAAAAUUUUUAAAGUCUUGAAUUUCUUACUGACGAGUGCAAACAGCACAUCUAGAAAAUCUAAGUUAAACAGACAAGAGAUUGUGCCUACAAAUGAAUAACAAACUUUAUCAGACUUAUGCGAUACAGCCCAUGUGUACAUAUGGCUCUCAGUGGAAGAGUGAGUAUUAAAAGUGAGGUAUUAAAACGUUGGGGUUGGAGGGUUGAGGAUCACCCUGAAAGAGCAAAUCACUCUUCUAGAAGCUGCACUUACGAACGCAAAACACGAGAGCAAGAGAGUGAAUGAGUGAGAGGCAGAACUGAUUUCUGUUCAUCACUGUAAAUGUGCGUGCGUGCGUGUGAAUGAACAGGUAAGAGACUGUGUGAGUCACUGUCUGUGUUUUUGUUCCUUUGCUGUCAGUGAGAAUGUGCGACCAACCGUCUGGCAAAACAAAAGCAUUUAAUAGCGUUGGAAACAACAUUUACAAUCAUGUUUACCUUUGACUGGAAUGACUUUAAGUGAACUUGAAAAAUAAAAUGUAAACUGAACAAACCAUAACAGAGGUUAUAACAGUGAUCAAGAUAACGAAAUAAUAAGCUUACAAAUGUUACUUUUAAUCAAACUGUGUUUGUGUCUUUA